GGUGACCAAAUAAAUAACGAAAGAGAAAGAGGGGCACAGCCCCAGAGAAACCAUGGAGGAGGAGAGCAAGUUCUGCAAAAACUGUAAACGAGAUGUGUCUGCUGCCAAUUUCUCUCUCCACGAAGCCCACUGCAUGCGGUUUCUUGCUAUCUGUCCAGAGUGCAAUGAACCUAUUGCUCUAAAGGAGAUGGAGAAGCAUCAGGAAGAAGAACAUAAGCAGGUCAGAUGUAAACUGUGUCACCAAAGCAUGCAGAAAUACCUGCUGGAGAAUCAUGAGUCCUAUGAAUGUAAUGAGCGAUCACUGAAAUGCACAUUCUGUGAGCUGGAAAUGCCCUUCAAUAAGCUGCAGAGACACCAGGAGGCCUGCGGUAGUCGCACUGAGCUCUGUUGGGAGUGUAACAAAUACAUUAUGUACAAGGACUUGGACAAGCACAAAGACAUUUGUCAGAAUGGCAAGAAGCUAUCAAGCAAUGGUGAGAUGCAUUAUCAACCCAGUGAGGAGUCUGCUCGUCAAACCUCGAUUCUCCCACCCUCAGAUCUCAGGGACAAUCUUUGUCAGCAGUGCAAUAAGUGCUUCCCAGAUGACCAGUACCUCCAACACCUGAAUGAGUGCAGUCCGCUCUCCAAACUCGCGGAGAUUCUCGCCAGCCAGUCAGUUACAAAAUCCCGCCUGCUCCUACCUUCCUCUCUGGUUACGUCUCCCCCCCGUGAGAAUGCAGACAUAGCGUGGAAGGACGUUCGCCCGAAGCGGAAGGAAAAGGACUUAUCUUCUGCCUCCAGGCCCUCCCUCAAGCCACUGAAGAACAAAAAGUCAGCAGGCCGCCCUGCUUUCACUGCCACAGUGGAUCCUGUACUGCCUAAAGCUCUUGAAGACCCAGUGACUUACGAUGUGUUGGUGACCUGUUCCCAGUGCAAUAUCCUCCUCCCAGGUCCAACUCUAAGGAAACACGAGAGAAAAUGUCUGCGUCUAGCUUCUUUGCAAAGUCUCAGGAAGAAACCAAAUUGGAGUCCUGGAAAAUAAGAGAAGCCUUUCUAAGGGACUCCUGGAAGAAACUGGAACCAGAGAUGCCCCACCAGACCCCAGGCUUCAGUUCAGCGCAAGUAACGGCAUUCUAAACACAUGGCUUUAUACAUAGCAAAUAAAAGCGUCAUGCUUCCUACACUAGACUGAGAACAAAGAAGCAUUCUCGGAAAUUUAUUCUGAACCAAAUGGGAUCGUCGUCAAGCUUUCCCAUAAAGCUCUGCACAGCUGUGCCCCAACAAGUGCCAUCCUUUUGGGCAUUAACAUGUAGUCCUUCCUUAGGGACUCACUUGUUCUCUGUGCCCUGCCUGUUACAAGAGAGGAGGUUAAAGAUCCCAUUCUCCUCUCGGCUAUACUGGUGCGUCGUGGCUGAAGGUGCAGGAACGUAACAGAAGUACUUGGCCCACAGUGCUUCCACUGAUGCUUUCAAGGUGUUGGCUUUCAGCUUUGACCCUAACGUCCCAUAGUGAUCCGUCCCACACCACUAGACUGGUUGUACUCAGGUCCGCUGGCCUCCUCCUCCAGCACAUACACACACACACACCUGAGAGCAGCCUAUGCAUCGUGGUCACUUUCCUUGAAGGGAAAUAUUUUCCCUCAAGGAAUUUAGAAGCACUAUAGAUUCCUUGGGCCCGAUGCUGAGCAUCAAUGAGACUUCAAUGAGAGCCUCACUGACUCAUAGCGUUUGACCCGGCACAACAAAGGGCUAAAUACUGGUCUCAUUGAAAUUUAUGGGGGCUUAGCCAUGGACUGCAGGACUAUAGCCCACACGGCUUAGCCCCUCAUUGGCUACUGAGCCCAAACUGCUCCACCACGAACUGAGAAGGGCAAAU
Chelonoidis abingdonii (Abingdon island giant tortoise) is the source of this 1854-nucleotide messenger RNA. It is a transcript of the gene XAF1, whose product is annotated as XIAP associated factor 1. The record is from RefSeq and is a predicted model, not a curated record. Gene Ontology annotation, molecular function: zinc ion binding. Lineage: Eukaryota; Metazoa; Chordata; Testudines; Testudinidae. Gene Ontology annotation, cellular component: mitochondrion. Gene Ontology annotation, biological process: apoptotic process.